AUUCUUGUGUUCAAAAGUGUAAAAACAAUUUGUUAACUGUGGCAGCUGUUCACUCUAAUAAUCUAGCACAAAUGAAUUGUUCCAACAAGCAUUGUUCUUCCACUCAACGCUCAACAGGCCAGACUAAUUUGAAUAUAUCUUAUGCGUAUUUAACUUCAAAUUCAAAACUCCAGAGGGCAGCAAACAGAUUCCUAAGCUUCUGCUAAACACAAGUGUUAAUUAUAGAGUGGAGAUAUGUGUCAAGCUUUACGAGAGCAUAGAGGUGGAAAUUGAUUCGGUGUUAUUGGAUUUCACACUGUGGAGCUACUGUGUUUGUAGCAAGGGCUCGCAAGGAGACAGUAACAGGAAUAGGCCUACUGUGAAAUUGUCUGUUUACAGUGGAUCGCAAAGAAACGAUACUUCAGUUUUUAGAAAGCAACCAGAUCUAUUUUUAAAUGCAUCGUUGGUUAUUCCUUGUGAAAAAAUUAUUGACCUUCCAAUUUGAUAUGAGGAAUGCUUAUUCAGUAGAGCAGCAUAUGGAGUAACUAGGUUUUCAAGGAAAUUUGCUUGAAAGUUAACUCUUAGUAAAUAUCAGUUUAAAUAAAAAGAAGAGUUUACUCUUUUUAAAAUUUGUUCGGAAUCUCAUCCAGAUCCUUUUAACAUGGAAGGUAGUGAAGGGCAUGGAAGCAGUCACGGCAGUCCUCUAAUCGAACUUCCUGAUGAUCAGUCUGGAAGAGCCACAUUAGAUAUUCGAAGACGUUUUGAACUUGGAGAAUUACAUCCUCUGGUAAAUCCUCGAGAUGAUGAAGUAGAGGUCCACGGUCCAGAGAACUCACCCCUUAUUCAACGUCACGGUCCUUCCACACCAUGUAACAUCAGCAGAAGCCGGUAUUCUGAAACUUCCGAUUCACCAGUAAAAGAGAAGAAGAGGUCGUUCUCUGUGAUAGCUAACCAAGGUAGCGUUAGGAAACCGCAAAGAAAACUAGAAGUAUUAGAUAUGUCUCCUCAGGAUGAUGUCACUACAGUUCCAGCAACACCAAUAUCAGGGAAUCCCCAGCCACGCCCGAUUGAUUACAAUGCCUACUCUACCAAGAAAACGAUUGCAGAAGGUUUGUUGGACGUCGCUUUACUCCUUGCCAAUGCAUCACAAUUCAAAGUCUUGAUCAUACAAGGCCCUUCAUAUCACUUUUAUGGCUUUGUCAUGACCAUGUUGAUCCUCUCGUUUAUCUUACAAAUUGCUGUCGGCGUUAUUCUCCUGCUUCUUGGCCGUGACAACCUCAACAACAUGUAUCACCAACGCCGUCUUGAUAAACUGAACAACUGGGCUACUGCUCUUAUCUUUGUCAUCUUAAUAAUUAAUGUAUUUAUCGGAGCAUUUGGCCUGAACACGCAGAUGGGUGGAUGAAGGGAACUGAUUGAGGAGUUACUGUGUCUGUGCAAUUUCUGCUUAUCGUUUUACGUAGCAAUUUCAUACUCCCGAAUGUUAAAAGGGAGGUUUUAUCAUUCCAGAUAGAAACGGUUAAGCAUCAAUGAUGUUGAAAUGCUGGUCACUUCAUCAUAUAAAAAAAUAAAUCAAUGCAUUAUUUUAGAAAGUAAACAUCAAGAAAGAAAUUUUAUAUGGCAAAAUUUUGGAAUAAUCACAUUUGAUUACGGUAAUAUACCAACUGAAAUGGAGUCUUUUGCUCCUAUUAAAUUUAACCAAUUUAUUGAUUCUGGAUGUGAAUAAUUGUCAUAAAAAUCCAACUAUGCAGAAACAAAAACAAAAAAGAAAACUGAAAAUGAAGUAAAAAUAUAUAUGGUGAAGAAUUUUGAAAUCUAGGUUUUGAUAAUGUUAAAUCUUGUUGUGUAGUACAACAAUUGGAAGAGGUAAAAUUGUACUCGUUCUUUGCCCUGCCACCCCAUUCACUUGCGAACACCAAAGAUAAAGUGUAUCGUGUUGGCUUCCACACAUGUAAAGGCCCAAAGCAUAUUUACGUAAUUCAUUAAAAUAAUAUUACUGUUUUUUUGUGCACCAAAGUUGCUGUUAUGGAGCAUUCACUGUGGAUAAUUAUGAGUGGAGAGAUUUAAAGCUAUCCUUGGAUAGGUGUGAGCUGACUUGUGAACAAAUUAAAAUAGUGUUAAAAUACAAUCAAAGGAUGAAUUUUGGUUCAAUAAAUUGCUAUUUCUAUAAGCUUACAUACAGAACAAAGUAGAGGUCUCACUCAAAUUAAACAAUACUACUGGGACUAGGAAUUUCCCGGUCAAUAGGAGCUUUGGUCUUUAAUUUGGAAAUUUUUUUAUUUUUGAUAAAAGACAAGUAUUCAGUUUGCACUGCAGAAAGGUGGUCUUUAAUUAGAGAGGUGGUUAAUUGAAGAUUGAAGGUGGUCUUUAAUUAGAGGGAGACUUGUACUUAAACGUAAGUUGAAUCAGUGUACAGAUCUCCCUCCAAUUAAACACCGCUAUUGGGACCAAGUUUUUCCUGGUCAUUAGCAGCUUUGGUCUUUAAAUUGAAAAGACAAUAUUCAUUCAUUAAAUGCAAAAACAUAAAAAUAUGAGGCUUUCACAGUCCCAUUUUUGCAGAAGGCAGUCCAGAUUUUAAGAACAAAUAACAAUGCUGAAGAAUGGAACAUUUGUAGAAAUACAUGAAAGUCAUUUAUACGAGGACCAAAUUUUAAAUCAUCACUAAGUAUGUUCAGAAGAGGUAAUCUUGGAGUAGUUUACUUCUUGCAAGACAACCUUAAUUCUAGCCUUCAUUUCCACCUCGCCUAAACAUGCCUAGUGUAUCUCAAUUAGUUAACCAAACUUUUAAGAAAAAAUAUUCAAAAUUGAAUUUUGACUAUUUAAUCUGUAACUUGUAAAUAUAGUGAUGUUUUUAAUCAAUGUUGUUAUUGUUGUUGCUAUACUGCUGCUACUGCCUUUCGAGAAUAAACUGCAGAUUUUAAAUGUUGUCAUUGAUGUUUAUAGUACUGUAAUUGGUUUGUUUAAAUAUUAAUUGUAGUAUUUAUAUAUGUACAGAGGUAUGCUUAUAUUGGUAUUCAGUGUAGUCUAUAUUUAUUUAUCUUUUACCAUAUCAUAUUUAGUUAGCUAACUCUUAAAACGUUAUUUACAGUCUUAUCAUGGACCUAUUAAUAAGGUCUAUGGUCUUAUGAUUAUAAUUAUAAUGACCAACUACACAAUGUUUAUACUUGUUUAUUAAUUAAAUAAUUAAAGAUACACUGUUUGCUUUGAGCUAAUGGUACAAUAAAAUUCAAGAUUUUAAUUAAGUUACUAAAUUUCUUUCCAAAAACAUACACUGCCAGCUAAGUCUAACAUAAAGUUGAAAGUGUAAAAACGAGUAGAAUUGCUUUUCUUGUAUAUUUUAAUAAACGAUAUUUCAAAUGAAAAUUAUAUCAAGAACAGUAGUUUCCUGGCUACAUUAAUAGCAGAUGUUAAAGCACUAUAUAUAUAUUCAAAGAGUAUAGAAUUGUAAGAGAUCCGAAAACCCUGAUUAUUUAUGCACGUAAUGAGACGCUAAAAAAAAAGUACUGUACUACCAUGCGAUAGGGGAUGCCCUAAUAAUAGAAUUCAAGCUAGUACUUUUUGAAAAUACGAUGGCAUUCCAACGAAACCCUGAGAGUCGGACCACUUACAGUUCUACUCUUUGAUACAGUCGUUAAAAUGAGCAAUCCACAUUUUUAUUUUUAUUUUCCAAGGUUUUUUUUCCUUUUACGUUUUCAAUAGCUGUAUACCUUAUAUCUGCUAGGAUAAAUUUACAGAUGUUAGAAGUUGAUGACUUUUACAUGUUUUAAUGAACAAUCCAAUGUUUGAAUUAAAUUUUAAUACAAACAGUAUAUCUAUAAAUAUUAUUAUUAUGAUUAUAAUUACUUUUAUUAUUAUUAUUAUUAGCAUGUUGUUACUACAUUGAACAUAAUGUUCAAUCAAUAGGUACUUCACCAUAGCCUAAUUUUCCACCCUAAUUAUUAUAGACAAUAAAGACAUCUUGAAUAUUAUCACAUUAUUGUAGGUAUUGAUAUUCAUGUUUAAUGUGUUAUUUUAGAGGUUGAUUAAAGAGUUAUUUAACAGUAUAAGAUGAUGUAAUAUUCAGCAUUAUAUUUUACCGGGGCAACAGUACUAUUAUGUAGCAGAAGUAAGAAUGAACUUUUCAGAUACAAACUUUUCACUCCGAUACAAACGUUUCAUUGCUAUGUUAAUAUAACUGUAUAUACUUUGGGUAUUUUCUAAAGGUAUUAUUUUAUUUUACUACAAUUCCUUUAAAUAUACCCACAGUAUGUACUAUUAUAAUGUAUUAAUGAUUUAAGUGUUGAAAACCUUAUUUCAUAGAUUUGUAUAGUACAAGUGUUUUUUUUCAAUUUUUCACAGUAAUAUUCACAUAAUAAUGUCUACAUUUCCCUAGGAAAAUCCAAGAAAGAGUUCCCAACUUGGUAUAAAAGCUCAUAGUUCCGUUUGUAAAAGCAGCUAUAGUUCUUUAAAUUCAAUGGAGAUCCGUUGUAUUUAAUGUGGUAGCAAGUAUAAACAUGGUAUAAUUUAUAUUUUAUCUGGAAUUCAGAAUCUGAAUUAUUAUUUUCGAAUAUUUUAAACAAAAUCAAAAUAGGAAAUGAAUCAUGAUGCUUGAAACUUAGCCUGUUCUUGGAAUCUGGUUCAAUUGUGAAAAUGUUGAGUCUAAUUUUUGAAACUAAUUUUUCUUGUUAAAAACCCCACAAAACCUGAGAGAUAUUCUUAUCACAGAAGAUGCAUGUACAAUAAAGCACUUUCAAUUACUUGUGUAACAAAAGCAUGUACAGUGCUGUGCAAAUAGUCUAUGAUGCCAUGGAGGUAUAAAAAUAGUCCAUGAUGAUGCUAAGAUACAGAGUCAUUACUCAAUCUGGUAUUGCUGCUGGAAGAGAGAGACUAAAUACUGUACUCACGUCAUCUUAGAAUUGCGGCUGGAACAGAGAGACUAAACAAGAUGAGAUAAUAAAUCAUGAAGCAACAAUUUGCAUUAGUACUGUGGAUACAUUCCAUGUUGAUACUAUUUCCCAAACAUUAUGUUAUCACUACUUUGGAUAUAAUAAUUACUUCCUCUGCUAUUAUAAAUUUUAGUAUUAAACAUGUUCUAUGCUUACUCAA
Anneissia japonica is the source of this 5064-nucleotide messenger RNA. RefSeq lists its product as uncharacterized. Gene Ontology annotation, biological process: cell adhesion; tissue regeneration. Bases 641 to 1384 code for a protein of 247 amino acids. The transcript has 2 exons. Lineage: Eukaryota; Metazoa; Echinodermata; Crinoidea; Comatulida; Comatulidae. Gene Ontology annotation, cellular component: membrane. The record is from RefSeq and is a predicted model, not a curated record.